Symbiodinium necroappetens is the source of this 1134-nucleotide messenger RNA. NCBI's taxonomy places the organism in Eukaryota, Dinophyceae, Suessiales, Symbiodiniaceae. The record is from the annotation of a GenBank genome assembly.
AUGGCCCGCACGCGCACCAAAGAGAUCGAACGCCCGGAAGACCUCGCACCCCCGCCCGUGCGCCUGGGCGGGGUCAUCGGCCACGAGCGCGCCCUGGGCGUCCUGCGCGCCGCCGUCGCGUCCGACCGCGUGCACCACGCGUGGAUCUUCGCCGGGCCAAAGGGCGUCGGGAAGUACACCACCGCCGUCGCCUUCUGCGCGAUGCUCCUCGACGAGACCACCGCGCCGGACCUGACGGGCAACCUCGCCCCGGACCCCGAGAGCCCGACGCAGAAGCUCAUCGACCACCACGCCCACCCGGACCUGCACGUUAUCAACAAGGAACUCAGCGCGCACUCCGAGGAUUCGCAGACCCGCAAGAGCAAGCAGAUCACCAUCCCGAAGAAGGUGGUGGACGAGUUCCUGCUGGAACCGAUUUCACUGGCGCCGACCAGAGCUUCCGGGGGGCGGGUGACCAAGGCGUUCAUCAUCGACGAGGCGGAGCUGAUGGACCGCAGCGCGACGAACGCGCCGGUGCAGAACUCGAUCCUCAAGACGCUCGAGGAGCCGCCGGACGGCGCGCUGAUCAUCCUCGUCACGUCGAGCGAGGAGCGACUCCUCCCGACGAUCCGCUCGCGCUGCCAGCGCGUCGCCUUCACCACGCUCUCCGAUCCGGAGAUGGACGAGUGGUUCGCCCGCCACGCGACCGAGGCGGACGCGCACGAGCUUGCGUGGGUCAAGGCCUUCGCGGACGGCUCGCCCGGUCGCGCCGAGCUGGCCCUCUCGACGAACCUCUACCAGUGGGCGAUGGAGCUCGAGCCCCUCCUCGACGAGCUGGACGCCGGCCGCUUCGAGCCCAAGCUCCCGGGCGUGAUGACCAACCUCAUCAAGGAGUGGGCCGAGGGCUGGGUGAAGGCCCACCCCAGCGCCUCCAAAGAAGCCGCCAACCACGCGGCCGCGGGGCACCUGUUCACGAUCCUGAGCCAGCGCUCCCGGCGGGCCCUCCGCGACCUCGCCUCGCACCGGGGAGACGACCCGGACGCCUUCGAGCGCGAGCUGACCCGCAUCGACACCAUCCGCGCGGCCGAGGGGCACGUGCGGGCGAAUGUGAAUAUGCAGAUCGUGAUGGAGCAUCUGGCGGCGGAGCUGGCGUAG